This is a messenger RNA of Babesia sp. Xinjiang, 1098 nucleotides long. RefSeq lists its product as uncharacterized. Bases 1 to 1098 code for a protein of 365 amino acids. The record is from RefSeq and is a predicted model, not a curated record. NCBI's taxonomy places the organism in Eukaryota, Apicomplexa, Aconoidasida, Piroplasmida, Babesiidae. The transcript has a single exon.
AUGAUUGAACUCAAUCCUUACGAGCUGCUCCUUCCCUAUGUGGCUAUAGCCAGUCUUAUAAUUGGUAAGAUAUUAGGCUCAGGAGUUAGCAAGGGAGAAAAUGACCCUAUUGGGCAUCAACUUUGGGACACAUACGUUGAUGCUCUUCGAAAGGGCCCUGUUGAGAACGCUGGACAACCCUCGUCCAAUGAUGAAAUUUCUGAAGAACUGGAUCAAAGAAUUCAGUCUUCUAAAGGAAAGGAAGGCCUAGAGAAAAUCGGCAAUGAAAAUGUGACCACUAGUGAUGACACAUCUGAGGACCCCGCAGAAGGGGGAGCGGUGCUAACCAACGACCCGGAUUCGAAGAAGCGUGCUAAGUGGCUUACCGUAUCGCUCUUUGAUGAGAUACUAAGCAUGCUUCCUGAAUUCCUUGCCCAUAAUUUAGCUUCGCGCCUUUCAGCGAAACCAUCGGAAGAUUUUCCUGAAGAUAUGGCGCAAAAAGUCGGUCACAACCUUAGAUUGCUUUUGAAAACCCGAGGUGGCGCGCUAUGUGUUGUUCAAUCGCUCGACAAAUUGCCACUACACAUGGCUCAACAAGUGGCUAGAUAUCUUAACUUGGCUGAUCUGAGCCCACCAUCUGCUGGUCCCGGUGAUCAUCAGGAGAUGGCGCACUGUUGGGAGAAGUUAUCAAAUUACCAAGGUUCUUCAGCGCUGUCUGCAAACGAAGUUGCCCACGGGAGCUUAAUUGAAAAGAUUGAUGAUUGCAGCAAGAGGCGCCUCCAAAAAAUAAUUGGCCGUAUUGCCGAUUACAAACCUAUGUUAGGUUUGGAUGAAGAAUACGUGGAGCUUGCUCAAGGGCUCAAGAACAGAGAUGAUAUCGUGUUGCCUGCCAAUCUCGCCAAGCAACUUGCUAAAUUGAAAUCUGGCAAACUCUCAUAUCGCUUGGAUGUAAAAAUCGGGCGCCACCUUGCUCAAGUGUUACUGGGCGGGCCUGUCAAUAUCCCGAAUGAAACUUUAGAAGCCAGGUGGCUGCGCAAUCACCGCCAAGAGGCCAUGAUGCAACACAUUGUGAAGGCGUUAGAAACGCCCUCGAUGAUUAGCUUCGACGAUGAGAAUUAG